Spodoptera frugiperda (fall armyworm) is the source of this 4133-nucleotide messenger RNA. It is a transcript of the gene Ptpmeg2, whose product is annotated as tyrosine-protein phosphatase non-receptor type 9. The transcript has 15 exons. Gene Ontology annotation, biological process: protein dephosphorylation. Lineage: Eukaryota; Metazoa; Arthropoda; Insecta; Lepidoptera; Noctuidae. Gene Ontology annotation, molecular function: protein tyrosine phosphatase activity. The record is from RefSeq and is a predicted model, not a curated record. The coding region runs from base 237 to 2297 and encodes 686 amino acids.
UUGCAAGUCGGGCCUGCCUUCGUGCGAUCGUGCGUGCGAUCCUACGCUAUAGGCAUUGUUUUAAUAUUUGUUACGCGAUCCGCUCGUAAUACCAGUAUACCAUAGUUAAAAAUUGUUCGAUUGGACGAGAUAGUUUCGCCCUGAGUCGAGACUUUAUAAGUUGUCACAAUGAAAGUGUGACGAAAUGGUGAAACCCAAGUGCUAUUUAAUAAACAACAACGCUGCAUAAAGUAAUAAUGAAUCAAUAUCGUAGAAGAACCAAGUGGGAGGACGCGAUCAUCCAGAGCUUCCUUAAAUUCCUUCGGGCGACGAAGGCGUUUUUGGACGCAUUGAGUGAAUCGGGGGCGGCGUGUGUGUCGCGAGCCACAGCGAUCAAAUUCUUGCUCGCGCGGAAGUUCGAUGUGGCGCGUGCGCACGCUUUGUGGCGACAACACGAAGCCACACGACGCCGCGAGGGCCUCAACAAAUUCGAGCCAUUUGAAGAUCCACUCAAGUCUGAACUAGAAACAGGGAAAUUUACUAUACUGCCAACGCGAGAUGCGACCGGUGCUGCCAUCGCGGUUUUCACCGCGAACAAACAUUUUCCUACGCAGACUACGCAUCAGAUAACAUUACAGGGUGUGGUGUACCAGUUGGACGUGGCACUGCAGUCGGUGGAGACGCAGCGCGCCGGCCUCGUCUUCAUAUACGACAUGACCGACUCCAAGUACACCAACUUUGAUUACGAGCUCUCUCAGAAAAUACUCACCAUGCUGAAGGGCGGUUACCCAGCGAAGCUGAAGAAGGUUUUGAUAGUGACGGCCCCGCUGUGGUUCAAGGCACCGUUUCGGAUCCUACGGCUGUUUGUCCGAGAGAAGCUACGUGAGCGCGUGCACACUGUGAACGCGCCUCAGCUAGGCCUGCACGUGCCGCGCUCCAGCCUGCCCAAGCAACUUGGUGGCCUGCACGAACCAGACCACGCUGCCUGGUUGGAGCACUGCAAGAAUUGUUACACGAACAAUUUGCAGAACGCUAAACUAGACGGCGCCAUCGAUGAAUAUGUAAUCAGUAAUCACAUACCACCUAUCAGCGCGCAAAAUGGUAUAAUCGAGCACGAGGGUGACAUGAGCAGCGACCGCGCGCCGCGCCUCGACACCAACACAGACAUGCACAUCAGCGGCGACCCCCCGUACACCUGCGACCCCAGCCCGCUCAGGCACACCCAUGGGUAUAAUGGUGAUAUGAAGAGCAGGCACAUAAACUCAGGGGACGAAGAUGAUAUGGACAUAAGCACGCGCGGUACAUGGUCGUCGGGCGAGGUGUCCCCGGGGCUGUCGGACGAGGAGGGCGGCGGCGGCGGCGCGGGCGAGACGCCGCAGGCGCUGCUGCAGCGCGUGCGGGCGCUCGGCCGCCGCGGGCUCGCCGCCGAGUACGACGACAUACGCUCGCGCCCGCCGCUCGGCACCUUCCAUCAUGCCAAAUUGCCGAGUAAUCUAGCCAAAAAUCGUUACACGGACGUGCUAUGCUACGACCACUCGCGCGUGUUACUGUCGCAGGCAGACCCGGAGGACCCCACCACAGACUAUAUCAACGCCAACUACGUCGACGGAUACAAACAGAAGAAUGCUUACAUCUGUACGCAAGGUCCGUUGCCGAAGACGUUCAGCGACUUCUGGCGCAUGGUGUGGGAGCAGGGCACGCUGGUGAUCGUGAUGACGACGCGCGCCGUGGAGCGCGGCCGCGUCAAGUGCGGCCAGUACUGGCCGCUGCAGGACGGGCAACACGUCGUCUACGGGGACUUCGCCGUCACCACGCAGGCCGUCGAGCACGAGGAGGACUACACCGUCACGCAUCUACUGCUCAGCGACCUUAAGCGCGGCGGGUCCCGUCGCAUCUGGCACGGGCAGUACACGCGCUGGCCGGACUACGGCGUGCCGGGCGGCGGCAGCGCGGCGCCCGUGCUGCGCUUCCUGGCACGCACGCGACGGGCCCAGGCACUCGCGCUGCACGACCUCGACCACGCCUGGGCAGGGCACAAGCAGGGACCGCCCAUCGUCGUACACUGCUCCGCCGGCAUCGGACGGACUGGCACGUUCCUGACGUUGGAUAUAUGCGCGCAGCGUCUGAGCGCGGAGGGAGUCCUGGACGUGCGCGGUACCGUGGAGCGCAUCCGAUCCCAGCGCGCGCACUCCAUACAGAUGCCCGACCAAUAUGUCUUCUGCCAUCUCGCGCUGCUCGAGUACGCGGUGAUGCAGGGCUACCUAGACUCUGCCGACCUGACGGGAUUCGACGAAGACAACGAGGAGGAGUCGGAAUGAAGACUGUCUCGUCCGUCCUGCGCCCUACUCUAGCGCACACAGACUGUUGUACCGAGAGUACCCAGUGUACCGGUGUACCAGUGUACCAGUGUAUAGUGUACGAGUGUACAGUGAGUGCAGUGUACCGUGUGACGUCACUCCGCCAGUGAUACAGUGCGACUGCCGCUAUCCGCACAUAGCUUAAGAAAUAUAAACAUUGAAACAAAAACGUUCCUCUAGCAAGAAUAAGAACUGAAAUAAACCUGGUAAUGGGAAGGAAGCCUACACAAGUAUUUAUUUGCAUAUUAUAAAUCUUCGUAACCAAAAAUAUUUCCACGAUUAUUUAGAUAUUUAAUAUUUAUUUAUACGAUGUAAGGAGUUAUGGCUGUGUGAAGUUUUGUCUGUAACUUAUGUAGUUAUGUUUAUUUUAUUGCAAUAAAUUAUUUUGAUGUAAUUGCCAUACAAACAUUAUAUUUAAAUGUGACCGUUGAAUUCGCAGUUUCGCACGAUUUGAUAUACGUUGAGGUGCUGGUAGGCUUAAAACGUUGAUUCAUGUUAAUCAUUUAUAUAUUUCAUUCGCGAGUUGUCGCAUAAUGAUGUGUAUUAUACAUUUUUAUAAUCGUCGACGCUCACGUCGAGCUAUUGUAUGAAUUUAUGAUAAUGCACUGAAGCAUCUAGACGUCGUUACGAAUUAUUAUAAAUUAUUAUAUAAUAAAUAAGUUUAGUCGCAGAAUGUCCGCUUUGCUCUUUGUUUUAUAGUAUAAUACCUUGUAUGUAAUGUACCGUGGUCAGGUUUUGGGGUAAGGAUGGUGGGGUAAGUUCGCACAUUGUAUUUUCACACAUAUAAAAUUCACAUCAUUUCUCAUUUUAGCUUUUAACACAAAUUCGUUUUCUUAUUCUUUCGUUAACUUACUUCCUAUACUUCUUAUAAUAAAACAAUGCAAUGCAUUACAAAAUGCGAUCCUAAUUUCCAAGGCAAAAGGGUGAAGUCCAGUCUAAUAUACAGCUAUGUGAACGAUCGACUUACUACCGGCGGGAGACUGAAUACGUAAAUGUAGAAUAAAAUAUAUACGCCAAUAUUGGACAUUUGCCACUGCUUUACAUUUGUUAAGUGGACACUCUGCGACUAGACAAUAUAAAUUUUACAUAGACUGAGUAAUGUUAAUAUGUUCUAAAAGUUUACAUGCGGCCCGUCGUACUAGCGUAAAUUUAUAAUUACCUUCAUGUUGAAUUCUUAGUUUCUUAUUUGUUCUAUAAUAUGUAUACCUGAUGUAAAAAUCAAAUAUAAACAAUAGAUGGAAAGUAAAGUAUUUUCAUGUCACAAGACAGCAUAUUUAUUUUUAAUAGAAAGCAUAGCGACAUAUCUAAUGACAGAUGUAUAUAUUCGGAAUCGCCGUCCUGUUACGUAACGUACAUAUCGCAGUAGACGUGUUUUGUUUGCUCCCCGUGGCCACUUCCUGCAAUGAAUCUCUCGCGCCCUCUCCCGUGCUAGCAGUGUGUUGCUCGAACGUAUCAUUAUGGUAACUAUCGUGUAUUCUAUCUGUCACGUGUCCUGUCCAGACUCACUUACUCUCGCUCGCAGACAAUUAUUUGUAAACAGAAUAUCGUAUUUUAUUUAGCACGGUGUAAAUAUUUGUUACGCAACUCUGCGAACGACGCUACGUCUGUCUGGCGCUGCACUAAUAACGAUGUAUCGAAAUAUGUUUCUCUUAUAACAUUGUUUCAUAUUAAGUAAAUUGUUAAUCUGGAACGUCUGUUGAUUAUAUCUGUAAAUAUUUUAUCAUUAUUUUCUGUUCUAAAUUUAAAUUAAAACCCUUGUGAAAUAUGUGUGAAAUAAAAAAUCUUGUAAUAUAUUUA